AGGCCAGGCCACCCAGCCAAAAGGCAGGCAGACAGCAGGAGAGGCACAGAAUCCGGCAUUGGUUUCGAGGCAGCCAGUUAGCCCGCCGCCUGUGUCUGUCGCCAGAGCCAUGGAGAGAGCCAGUCUGAUCCAGAAGGCCAAGUUGGCAGAGCAGGCCGAACGCUACGAGGACAUGGCAGCCUUCAUGAAGAGCGCUGUGGAAAAGGGUGAGGAGCUAUCCUGCGAAGAGCGAAACCUGCUCUCAGUGGCCUACAAGAAUGUGGUGGGCGGCCAGAGGGCUGCCUGGAGGGUCCUGUCCAGUAUCGAGCAGAAAGGCAACGAGGAGAGCUCGGAAGAGAAGGGCCCGGAGGUGCGAGAGUACCGGGAGAAGGUGGAGACUGAGCUCCGGGGCGUGUGUGACACAGUGCUAGGCCUGCUGGACAGCCACCUCAUCAAGGAGGCCGGUGACGCCGAGAGUCGGGUCUUCUACCUGAAAAUGAAGGGUGACUACUACCGCUACCUGGCUGAGGUGGCCACUGGUGACGACAAGAAGCGCAUCAUUGACUCGGCCCGGUCUGCCUACCAGGAGGCCAUGGACAUCAGCAAGAAGGAGAUGCCGCCCACCAACCCCAUCCGCCUGGGCCUGGCGCUGAACUUUUCAGUCUUCCACUACGAGAUCGCCAACAGCCCCGAGGAGGCCAUCUCGCUGGCCAAGACCACCUUCGACGAGGCCAUGGCUGACCUGCACACCCUCAGCGAGGACUCCUACAAAGACAGCACCCUCAUCAUGCAGCUGCUGCGAGACAACCUGACGCUGUGGACGGCCGACAACGCCGGGGAGGAGGGGGGCGAGGCUCCCGAGGAACCCCAGAGCUGAGCCGCGCCCGCCCCCUCCCUGCCGCGCCCCUGCCCUCUCCAGCGCCCCCGCCCGUGGCAGAGAGGACUAGUACGGGGUGGGAGGCCCGACCCUUCUCCCCGGAUGCUCUGCUCCCCGGCUCACAAGAGCUCCGAGAGAGGGACCAGCAGAGCGGAGGCCAGCUGGAGCCAGGGGGACCCCUCUUCCUGCGGCCGUCGAUGCUCCUCACCAGCGGUCAGCCCACCCACCCCUGCUCUCUGCGCCCCUCCUCCACCCCUCCCACCGCCAACCGGGCCACCUCUUCCCCCACCCCCGCCUCUCUCCCGCCCCCUGUUGCCUCUGAAUCUUAGGAAUUGAGGAGUGUCCCACCCUUGUGGCUGAGAGCUGGACUGUGUGGAGAUGAGUGUGUGUGUGUGUGUGUGAGAGAGAGAGAGAGAGAGAGAGAGCGAGAGAGAGAGAGAGAGAGAGCGAGAGAGAGCGCAAGACCCAGGAUGAGAGGGAAAGUGUGUCUGCUGGGUGUGACCAUGUUUCAAUAAAGUUCCCCUGUGACACUC
Acinonyx jubatus (cheetah) is the source of this 1389-nucleotide messenger RNA. RefSeq names its product stratifin (gene SFN). Gene Ontology annotation, cellular component: cytoplasm. The coding region runs from base 110 to 856 and encodes 248 amino acids. Gene Ontology annotation, biological process: signal transduction. The transcript has a single exon. Gene Ontology annotation, molecular function: protein kinase binding. Lineage: Eukaryota; Metazoa; Chordata; Mammalia; Carnivora; Felidae. The record is from RefSeq and is a predicted model, not a curated record.